UGUGAGGUAACAAACUGGUGCGAUCUCCCGAAGGCCAACCCACACCGUCAGUGGCCACUGCUGCUGCGGCUUGCUGACGAGAUCCAUCCAUGGCCCAUGCUUUAUCACCGGGACUUUGCGGACUUUUGCAGCGGGCGGAUUGCGUUCUAAAACUUACAUGGCAUCACUCCUGCAGAUCAUCUAUUCUUUGCCAACAGAUGACCCUUCUUAGAAGUGACAAGAUAGCAGGAUGAUUUGAGAUGGGACCGACAGAUUGCCUGCUGCAGAGGCGGUGUUGACAAUCUGCCAGCGAAUCCUAGAGAACCUCCGAUUUUUCAUGGGCAAAGUGCGCGGCAGUGAGGGGAUACUAACGGACAGAUAGGCGGGUUUCUGGUCGCCUCGGCCCCCACCAGAUCGUCCCGAAUGCCAGGAUACCACAACCACAAGAAGAAGAAGUGCUGUUCACAACUGCCUUGCUCGUACCAGGACGUUUGGAACCGCUAGCAUGGCAGGGCACCAGACCCGGGGUUCGUACGCCGUUCUCCUGCUGGUCUGUCUCUUCUGGGUCCCGCGGACUAUCCGGGGGAAUACGUCUAAACAAGAGGGCCCGACACCAAGUGUGUUCUUGGACAAUCUACUGAAAAAGUACGACGCUAGAAUCCGACCGAACUUUAAAGGCGAUGCUGUGAACGUGUCUGUAGACAUCUUUGUGAACAGCUUUGGAUCAAUCGCCGAAACUACAAUGGAUUACCGGGUGAACAUUUUCCUGAGACAGCGCUGGAACGACCCGAGACUGAAGUUUAUGGAUUAUAACGAAAGUUUGAGUCUCGACACGAGUUUGCUGGCGAAGAUCUGGGUUCCUGACUUGUUCUUCGCGAACGAGAAGGGGGCAAACUUCCACCGAGUGACGACAGAAAACAAACUCCUGAGAAUCUCACCCGCCGGCGACAUCCUCUACAGUAUUAGGCUGACGCUAACACUUGCCUGCCCCAUGAGACUACAGAGGUUCCCGAUGGAUCGGCAGCAAUGCAACAUGCAGCUGGAAAGCUUUGGGUACAGCACGUCGGACUUGAAUUUUAGAUGGAAGAACGACAACCCGGUUCAACUGUCAGAAGAUCUGGAGCUCCCCCAGUUCAAGGUGGAAGGAUACACGCUGACGCGAUGUGAUAAGACCUACAACACAGGUAUCUUCACUUGUAUAGAAGCGCAGUUCAACCUUGUUCGUCAGAUGGGUUACUACCUCAUCCAGACGUACAUCCCCAGCCUGCUGAUUGUCAUCUUGUCCUGGGUCUCCUUCUGGAUCAAUAUGGACGCUGCUCCGGCCCGUGUGGCUCUAGGAAUAACCACAGUGCUCACCAUGACCACACAAAGCUCGGGCUCCCGGGCCCAGCUACCCAAAGUCUCGUACGUCAAGGCCAUCGACAUCUGGAUGGCCGUGUGCCUACUCUUCGUCUUCGCUGCGCUCUUGGAGUUCGCGGCGGUCAACUUCGUCUCCAGGCAAGACAAAGAACUCCUCAGGAUAAGGAGACGGAAACAAAAGAACAAGAAGUCACAGGACCACGACGAGAAAGACGGCCGGACUUUUAACUUUGCUGCGUACGGCAUGGGGCCUCAGCUGAACAAGGAUGGGGUCAAGAAGCCAGGCGACGGACAAAAUGCUGCCCAGGAGAAAAUAAGAACCAAAUACAUAGACAGAGCCAAGAAGAUUGACACCGUCUCCCGGGCAGCUUUCCCGAUGGCAUUUCUGGCUUUCAACGUGCUCUACUGGACAACGUAUCUCGUGCACUUAUGAUCAACGAAACGGACUCUUGAUACGCCUCUGUACACCGAGAUAGAAUAUACAGCAAGGAGGGGAAAUUAAUGACUCUGGCUUAAUGAAGCGGACUGGCUUGUGCCAGAUGCUACCCGGGGCUCACCGGUGCACCAACGUAACCCACCCGGCUGCGACAGGCACAACGUACUAACUACGUUCUGUACAUAAUCGACAUGCAGACACCCAGAACACAAGAAGUAGAUCAUCACUGAACGCCGUCUACAUUUGGGUGUCUUACGUACUCUUCAGUUCUUCAGUUACUGGUCAGGGUGCAGCCGUCCUUGCCCACUCCUUCUGCCGACAAAUACAGACACGAAAGGAAUACUAAACGAGUAUCGAUCAUGACUAUGCCAUUAAUGGGCUGAAGAUGAGUUAGACAGAAAGAGAUAUAAAUUCCACCUCAAACUUUUGGUAAUGAUACAGAAAGAAUAGCACCUCCUGUUGGGACAAUGAGCCACCAAGCAUCUUGAAUUCCCAAACGUUUUAAGUUGCGACUGUCACAAACUCUGUACAAGAAGCCUUGAAGAAACAGAGACUCUACACAAAAGUCGGUCGGACCCAUUUGCUUUUUCUCCAUCGCAGCUGAAAAACUGCCUGAAGCAAACUGAUUUCAGCAAAGCCUGCAAACACAACGGUACGGCAUAGCAUCUUAUUAUUGAACCUCCCAACAGAAAUACUCCGAAAUGUCACUCGAAGACCGCUAGCUACCCCCGGUGAUUGCAAGCUUCAACAUAUCGUUUUCAAGACAAGCACACCGUUUGUGUGGUGAAUAGAAAGGUUGGAACCUUAGAAUAGAAAAUUCAGGACCUUAUCUCUACUCCACAGGACCUCUUCAUCUUCAGGUCUAAAGGGAUCAGCUGGUAAGCUUCAGCAGGCAGCAUCCACGUUGCCCACCGAGCAAAGGUGACAUUGAAGUGCAACUUGCCCGUUGACCCAGAGACAACUUCAGUUCUUAUCAUCCCCAUGAGGUGUAUGGUUUAGCCAAGUAUCUAAGCCAGCAUUUCUACUUAUUUCUGUAUCAACAAACACCAGCUGCCGUUUUCUACAAACUGGCGCGUCCCAAAGUCGUCCAAACUGUCAACAGAGACAUAACUUGAUACGGAGGACCCACUGGAAGUGGUGAUCAGGUCAGAUAUCCCACAGCUUUAGAGCAAAAGGCAGAAUGGCAAGUCAAUAAUUCAAUUGCGUUACUCUACUUGACUACGAAGACGACUGAACAAAUUCCAAGUUGUCUACAAUGUGUAGGUAUCCAUGAGGGGGGAGGGUUAUUCUGAACAAUCGGUGGAAGUAAAAGUUCAACUGCGGUGAUAAAGAGCAACGAAUGUAAAUCGUCAAGCACUGUCGACUCAUAAGUACACGAGAUUAAAUACUUACUGAUAAGUCUUUAAUGUAGGAUUGUAUUCUGCGGUACGUUGUACAGUGGACGGUAUCUUUGUAACGCAUGGUGACAGAAGAAGACUCUACGGCACAACGUUCACAUUAUAGGUCUAACUGUAUACUUUCCACAAUAAUGUAUUAAGCAAAUGAAGAAUUUGCAACGAGGAUAGAUUUGUAAACCUUUUAACUGAAGUAUGUAAAUGUUGAUGUAAGAAAUUAGCCAUAAGCAUAACUUCAGGAACAAAUAGUGGAAAAGACAUUGCCUCCGUGCAUCCUAUGGCUGUAAAUGUAGCCGUGACACAGUGACAACAACUAUGAAGUCACAGAGAACGUAAUACUACCAGAGUCCCUUAGGAUGAGAACAGUUGGUGGUCAUUCAAGUGCAUUUCUUGUGCAUGGAACCCUUCUACAACUAACAAAUAGAAGUAAAAUCACUAAGCGGUGUGGGUGUAGUCAAAGUAAUCACCAAUACACCAUAAAAGCUUCACUAGACUCAGUAGUAUAAAAUUGAAGCAAUACACGCAGUGUUUGAACAGUAGAUAAAUGGUAAAAUCACUACAAGUUCUCUUGGAUUUUGUAAUGUAGUAGUUUAAAAUGAUUUGUAUUAUUAUGAGACAAAUGUUAAUAACCUGCUAAUGAACCCAACUGUAUUUUGUCUUUUGUUGUUGUU
Molecule: messenger RNA, 3839 nt
Organism: Branchiostoma belcheri (Belcher's lancelet)
Lineage: Eukaryota; Metazoa; Chordata; Leptocardii; Amphioxiformes; Branchiostomatidae
Product: glycine receptor subunit alpha-2-like
Exons: 9
Coding region: 485-1771 (428 amino acids)
Biological process (GO): nervous system process; signal transduction; chloride transmembrane transport
Cellular component (GO): neuron projection; membrane; synapse
Molecular function (GO): neurotransmitter receptor activity; extracellular ligand-gated monoatomic ion channel activity; GABA-A receptor activity
Source: RefSeq, a predicted model, not a curated record